AUGGGGAGCUCAGUCCCAUUGGAAACAUCUACAACACAAAAGUCCUGCACCAAAGGCUCAGGAAACAUCAUGGAAGAGGAGAAAGAUUGUGAGAGCCAGGGGGCCAGGAAGUCUGACGCUCCGGUCGGCUGCGCAGACUUACCUGGUCCCGCCCAGCUCGGGAGCCCAGCCCGUCGCCGGAAGCUCCGCCCGCCGCCGGAAGCGCCGGUGGGCGGAGGUCGGGCUUUGCUCUUCCCGCUGCCCCGUCCACCACGGGGUCCACCCUCUGACCAGAGCUGGCUUUCCCGGGAGGUCAGGCCGAGUCUCGGGCCUGCGUCCCCCGCGGGCGGCCCAGCGCCAGGGCUGGGUCCCGGGCUGCCUCAGCCCGCUUCCCGCUUCCUGGGGGCAGUGGCGGCCGCUGGACACCGGUGGGUGGCGGGCGGGACCGGGGUCGCCGGCGGCUUCGGCACGGCCACCCUUGCCAGCACUUCGGCCGGCCCUCCGCAGAGCAACGGGGGCGGGGGCGGUAAGCAGAGUAAGCAAGAAAUUCACAGAAGAUCUGCUCGGCUCAGAAAUACCAAAUACAAAUCUGCCCCAGCUGCUGAAAAGAAAGUUUCCAGUAAAGGAAAAGGAAGAAGGCAUAUUUUUAAAUUAAAAAACCCUAUCAAAGCUCCUGAAUCUGUCUCUACCAUAAUUACUGCAGAAUCAAUCUUCUACAAGGGAGUAUAUUACCAGAUUGGUGAUGUUGUUUCUGUGGUUGAUGAGCAGGAUGGAAAGGCAUACUAUGCUCAGAUCAGGGGUUUUGUUCAGGACCAGUACUGUGAGAAGAGCGCAGCGCUGACGUGGCUCAUUCCUACACUCGCUAGCCCCAGAGACCAGUUUGAUCCUGCAUCCUAUAUAAUAGGGCCAGAGGAAGAUCUUCCAAGGAAGAUGGAGUAUCUGGAAUUUGUCUGUCAUGCACCUUCUGAGUAUUUCAAGUCAAGGUCAUCACCAUUCCCUACAGUUCCCACCAGACCAGAGAAGGGCUACAUAUGGACUCACGUUGGACCUACUCCUGCAAUAGCUAUUAAGGAAACAGUUGCCAACCACUUAUAACUACAAAAUCAAACCUGGGGCAUAGUUAGUUAGCAUGUAUGAGGCUUUGGAUUUAAUCCUCAGAACAUACAUACACACCCCAAGAUAAAACCAGAUUUCCAUUUUUCUUAUGAGAUAUGCCACACAUUUUUCUCUUUAAACUAAUCUUCUUUACAUUUUUGAGACAGGCAUAGUCAAGGCUGGCCUAACCUUGAGAUCUCCCUGCCUCAUGGUCCUUGAGUGCUGGGAUUACAGAUGUGUUGCAUCUGUGCUGGUUAAUGCCAGAUACUUUCAUGAAGCUCCUACAUAGAAACUUGGCUUGAGGAAGUUUUUAAUCCUACUACCCCCAGUUACUAGCUUGUUUAAUGCCUGUUGCUUAGAAAAUAAUAGGGUGGAAAAAGAAUAAAUUUGAAGUUUAAUAUUAAAUUCCAUGCAUAUUU
Molecule: messenger RNA, 1493 nt
Organism: Myodes glareolus (Bank vole)
Lineage: Eukaryota; Metazoa; Chordata; Mammalia; Rodentia; Cricetidae
Source: RefSeq, a predicted model, not a curated record